Cynoglossus semilaevis (tongue sole) is the source of this 2729-nucleotide messenger RNA. RefSeq names its product STE20 related adaptor beta (gene stradb). Gene Ontology annotation, cellular component: serine/threonine protein kinase complex. The record is from RefSeq and is a predicted model, not a curated record. Gene Ontology annotation, biological process: protein phosphorylation; activation of protein kinase activity; protein export from nucleus. The transcript is spliced from 12 exons. The coding region runs from base 247 to 1548 and encodes 433 amino acids. NCBI's taxonomy places the organism in Eukaryota, Metazoa, Chordata, Actinopteri, Pleuronectiformes, Cynoglossidae. Gene Ontology annotation, molecular function: protein serine/threonine kinase activator activity; protein kinase activity; ATP binding.
GUCAAAUUAAAAGCCCUUCUUGUAAGAAUCAGUUUUCUUGAUUUUAAGGACAUUAACCUGGUUUUAUCCCGUUUAGAAGACAAAUUUAACAGGAAAUCAAACCUGUCAGGAUUAAAUUCAAUGACGUACGGCAGAUCAAAAUUGAUGUGUUCGGAUUCUGCUCUGGUUUUUUAACUUGUUUACGUCUGCAGUCUGUGAGCGAAUGAAUGACAAGCCCUGUGAUUUCAGCAGCACCAAAAGGACACCAUGUCUUUCUUGGACUGUUCCUGUAUCUCCCACGCUCAAGUCCAGCCCAUGGACAUUGAGGAACACUAUGAAGACACCAGCCACCACUUUCUGAGUUUUGACAGUUCUCAAUCCACUCUCCAUGGCACAGGGGGUGCAGAUGACCUGGCUGCUCUGACGGCUGAGUCAACUCACUACCAGCUUCUUUCUGAACUGGGGAGAGGCUUCAACAACCUGAGUCUGGUCAGUAUGGCCCGCCACCGACCCACAGGUCAGCUGGUUGCCAUCAAGCAGACCAACCUGGAUGAGUGCACUGAGGAGGAGCUGCUGCAACUCAUGAACGAGGUUCUACUCUCCAGGUUUUUCCGCCACCCUAACCUUUUAACCUCUCGCCUGGUCUUCAGCUCCUGCUGCCAGCUGUGGGUCCUGACGCCGCUCAUGUCCUACGGCUCUGCUGACAUGUUACUGAGGACCUACUUUCGUGAUGGAAUGAGUGAAUCCUUGAUUGCUUACUUGCUGUACGGUGUGCUGAAAGCACUGGAAUAUCUGCAUCGUAUGGGCUACGUUCACCGAGGGGUGAAGGCCAGCCAUAUUCUGCUGUCAGGAGAGGGGCGUGUCUACCUCUCAGGGCUCCACAGUGUUUAUAGCAUGAUGCGUGAGGGGAAGAGGAUGAGGGUGGUGUUUGACAUGCCCCACCACAGCCCCGCCCUGCUGCCCUGGCUCAGCCCUGAACUACUGCGACAGGAUCUUCAUGGAUACGGUGUAAAGUCAGACAUCUACAGUUUAGGUAUUGUAGCAUGUGAACUGGUCAGUGGAAGAGUUCCUUUCCAGGACAUGCUUCCUACUCAGAUGCUGCUACAGAAACUGCGAGGUUCUCACUGCUGCCUGCUGGACGUCGCUCCGUUUCCUCUGAGUGAGCUGGGUGGCCUGAAGAUCUCUCGCUCCGGAGUGGAUUCAGGCAUCGGGGAGAGUGUGGCCACAGGGAGUCUGACCCACAGCGCCACAGCUCCACCCACUGACCGACCUCAGAGCCCAGGACCCAAAAACCACUCGGCGACAUUACACAACCUGGUGCAGCAGUGUUUGCAGCAGCAGCCAGAGCAAAGACCUUCAGCAUCUGCAUUGUUGAGCCACGCCUUCUUCAAACAGGUGAAGAGACACACCUUUGACUCCUUCCUCAGCCUCAUGUACCCAGCUGUGCUCCUCACAAGCCCUGCCCACUACGACUCUGAGCCCCCUGUGGCUUGUGCCCCUGCUGCGUCCUGCCAUGCCCCGACAUCGACUGUAGGAGGUGCUCCUGAGGCAGUAUGGGAUUUCUCCUAACAGGAGGACACUACUAUAGACAAUUCUAACGAAGCAAUCAAGCCACAUUCUACUGUGCUACUUUAUUUUUUUGUUUUGACAUUUUUUAUUCUUUAUAAACCAAACUCUCUGAGCCUUUUUUAUGUUUAUAUUUUUUUAAACUUGUGACAUAAUGUGGUUGUUUCUGUAAGAAGACUGUGAAAGUCCUGGAUCAAAGAAGCUGCUCUGAGAACCGAAAUACAACAGCUAUCCAAAUAAUGAUUCUUACAAUAAGGCAAAGGGAUUUAAAGGGAACGUUCACUUGUCAUUGGUUUUUCCCCAUAUGGCAACAUAAAACUCUGUGUGGUAAAAGCCUCUGGGAAUCAGAGGAGUUUUAAUGAUGGUUUAUUUAUCAACUGACUGUGAAGAAUGAAAACUGUGCUUCAUACAAACAUCAGCACUGAAGGUCACGACCUUCUGCUCAUAGUCCUAAUCAACAGCGUCUCAUUUUUCUCUUCUCUGAUCUUUAAUGUUUAAAUAUGUAAUCUCUCCUAAAAACGAAAGCUUAUAUAAAGGAAAAAAGAUAUGUAUAUAUAUACAUAUAUAUAUGUAUAUAUAUAUAUAUAUACAUAUAUAUAUAUAUAUAUUAAGCGGGGACAAUGUCAUAACAUUUUUGACUUAUAUUGAAUUUAAUCUCAAAAUGCUGAAUUGAUAAAUCAAGUGAAUUGACUGUAAUUCCCAUAAUUUCAAAUUUAAAGACUAACAUCUAGAUUAAGAUUUUAGUCUUUUGAUGCAGACUUGAUGCAGAUAUUUGUUUUCUCUCUCAUUUGCACUUUUAUAUUCUAUUAAUCCUAAUUAUAUCUUAAAAGUAUCUUUUUUUUUUUUUACAUAUUUUGCAUUUUGGAUAACACAUGCUUUAAUGACAUUUGUCUUCGGACAUGUGAAUAUAAGAACUCAAACCUUCAAAGAGGACGUAAACGUGAUGUAACCUUAAGUCUGAUCAUGUGACCCAGUGUCAGAGAGGACUGAUUCUGCUUUUGGGGAAAAGUAAAAACUGCAGUGUGUGAAAAAUGUAAAACAAAAAUGUGUUCAAAGUAUAAAAGAGUAAAUCAGUGUAUUGUAAAAACAGAUGCCUGACGUUAACAUAAACUUUACUGUGUUUUUACCUCAUUAUAUUUUUAAGUUUUGAGCCACGAGGAACAGAGGAUCAGAGAAAUUCAUGU